Molecule: messenger RNA, 1776 nt
Organism: Neolamprologus brichardi
Lineage: Eukaryota; Metazoa; Chordata; Actinopteri; Cichliformes; Cichlidae
Source: RefSeq, a predicted model, not a curated record
AUGCCAAGUUUGUUUAAGGAAGGUGACAUAAUGAUCGGAGGAAUCUUCCCAGUUUUAAACAAAGAGAUACUCAGCACUUAUACAUUUGACAAGGAGCCACCUAAAGUGCAGUGUGAAGGAUUUGAUCUGCGAAUUUAUCGAUGGACACAGGCAAUGUUAUUUGCCAUUGAAGAAAUCAACAACGAUCCUGCUCUGCUUCCAAACAUAUCUCUUGGAUAUAGGAUCCUUAACUCUUGUGCAUCUCCUACAAAUACUUUACGUGCUGCUCUAACGCUGGCUAGUAGAACAGAGGAGGCAAGUGCGACUUCUCAUUGCCCUCCAGCUAUAUCUGCCCUCAUAGCAGAGUCUGGAUCAUCUCAGUCAAUAGCUGCUGCUGGAAUUCUUGGACCAUUUCAUAUGCCAAUAAUCAGCUACUUCUCAACGUGUGCUUGUCUGAGUGACAGAACUAAAUAUCCUACAUUUUUUAGAACAAUCCCCAGCGACUAUUUCCAGGCAAAAGCUUUGGCUGCACUGGUCAAACAUUUUGGAUGGCAGUGGAUUGGAGCCAUACAGUCAGACAAUGAUUAUGGACGUAAUGGAAUUCUUGCUUUUAAGGAGGAGGUUGAAAAGUUUGGGGUUUGUGUCGCUUUUGUUGCAUCAGUUCUACGCACGUACACAAGAGAUGAAUUUCUAGAAGUUGUGGAAAUAAUUAAACAGUCGUCUGUCAAAGUAAUUUUAGCUUUUUCUGUUGAUGGUGACUUUUAUCCUUUGAUGCAAGAGAUUGUGAACCAGAACAUUACAGGAAUUCAGUGGAUUUCUUGUGUGGCUUGGAUAACAUCAUCUCGACCCUCCACGCCUGAAAUGUAUAGAUCCUUUGGCGGAACAGUGGGAUUUGUAAUGCAGAAGAUGGCUAUUCCUAAGCUUAAUCACUUUCUUACAAGUAUUAGUCCUUAUACAGAUCCCAAUGCACCUUUCGUGAGGGAUUUCUGGGAGAUUAUGGUGGGCUGCACACCUGUUUUGCCAGGGGUACAUGCAGCUACUGAGGACACAACGAAAAGAUGUACAGGCAAUGAAACAUUAAUGAAUUCCGAGGAUGAUUUCUUCAAUGUCACAGAGCUCAGAGUGACCUAUAAUGUGUAUAAAGCGGUUUAUGCUAUUGCACAUGCUCUGCAUCAGCUGGUAUUUUGCCAACCAGUUGGAGCACAAACAGUAAAGCGAUGUUUAAACCUGACAGAUAUUCAACCCAAGGAGGUCAGUAAAAAAUUACAAAGGGUGAAUUUCACAAAUCAGUUUGGUGAUGAGGUGUUUUUUGAUGAGAAUGGCGAUCCUCCUGCUUCUUAUGAUGUUAUUAACUGGCAGUUGAUAAAUGGAAAAGUGCAACAUGUGACACUUGGUCAUUUGACAUUUGCUGCAAAUGGUGAUUACAAGCUCAGCAUCGAGGAGGAAAAGAUAGUGUGGAGGACAGGAAAAACAGUCCCCACAUCAGUGUGUUCUAAUGUUUGCCCAGUUGGUACCAGAAAAGCUCAAAUUCAGGGAAAACCUAUAUGUUGUUUUGACUGUGUACCCUGUGCUGAUGGAACUAUAGCCAACUCAACAGGUUCAGCAGACUGCACACCUUGUCCAAAGGAAUACUGGUCCAAUGAGAGAAAAGAUGAGUGCAUCCCUAGAAUAAUUGAGUUCCUGAAAUAUCAUGAGCCCAUGGGAAUAGCUCUAACACUUGUAUCCCUGUUAGGGGCCUCUCUCUCCUUGGCGACAAUGGUGCACGGUGGCAUGGUGGUCAGUACUUCUCCCGCAUAG